AUGGCCUGUUCUGAUUGUACGCAUACCCUCUCCAGCUCUGAAAAGGGCGACGAGCUGUCGGAGCCCAAGAUGCUAUCUUUACCAGGGGACAAAACACCAGAAGAAGCUCGUCUUGAGCGAGAAGGGUGUAUCAGGAAUCUCCAGGUGUUUCGAUACAAUCUUUACCAAAAAGAGUCAAAGGUGCAUGAUGAAGACGCCUUUAUUGACCUACUCUACUGCGAAGAAAGGCUGCGAAGGAAUUGUCAAAAGGAGAUUGAUUUACGGCACAAAGUGAAAGAAAAACCGUCUUUCUGGGGCACUGGCAUUCCAAGCUUUGAGGACGAGAUGAGCACACUCUACCAAGAUAAUUGGAUGCGGACACGAGUCUGGUGGUUCAUCCGUGGCUGGAUCAUUGAGGUGGGUGUUGUGGUCGUGAUUGUGGAUGUUGUUCGGAUGCUCAACGUGCGAGUAGUUCAGCCGGGGCGCUUGGUGUGGGACACUGCACUCUAG
Penicillium coprophilum is the source of this 489-nucleotide messenger RNA. RefSeq lists its product as uncharacterized. The transcript has 2 exons. The record is from RefSeq and is a predicted model, not a curated record. The coding region runs from base 1 to 489 and encodes 162 amino acids. NCBI's taxonomy places the organism in Eukaryota, Fungi, Ascomycota, Eurotiomycetes, Eurotiales, Aspergillaceae.